AUGGAAGGUUCACAUGUGAAGGAGCUCAUUCAGAAGUGGCGCGCGCUCAGCAAAGAACUGAAGGAAAAUAAUGUGGAGCUUGAAAAGACACGUGCGGCCCUGCAGGAGCUCGAGGGGCAACACGCCAAGACGGUUCAGGACUGGGAUCUCGAGAAGGCCAACAUUCAGAACACAAUCUCCCUUGUGUGGGAACAGGUGUCCAAGAAGAAGGAGGAGCUUUCACUAAUUGAGAAGGAAACAUCCGACCUCCAGCUAAAGGUGGAUGAGCGGCGCGUGCGUAACGAGGAACACUGGGGCGUGCUAAAUAAGCGCAAGCAGGCGGUUGCAGCGCGGUUGCAGGAGAUUGAGGAAAAGGAGAAGGAUACGAGGGAGGGAUUGCGCCAGUUUCGCGAGGCUCGGGAGGAGAGCAAGCAGCAACUCCUUUCUGCCAUACGCAAGUUUGAAGACGCGGAACAACAAGAGCGGGUGGAGCAUCAACAAAAGACUCGACAGGUGCGAACCAGGAUUGCAGAGCUUGUGGCGUCGAUAGAGGCUGAAAAGAAAUCAUGGGCCCUAGAUACGGCAAUGCGUGAAUGGAAUCAAAGAAAUGACGCACGUAGGUGGCUGAGCGAGGAGGCCAACGCUGCCGAGGCCAGCAAGGGAGUAUGGGCGGAGGUCAUUAAAGAGGGUGAAGCGCUGCACUGUGACGAUGCCCUUAAGGAGCUGGAUGCGCUUUGCGCCCUUGUCUCCUGUUAG
Molecule: messenger RNA, 735 nt
Organism: Trypanosoma rangeli
Lineage: Eukaryota; Euglenozoa; Kinetoplastea; Trypanosomatida; Trypanosomatidae
Exons: 1
Coding region: 1-735 (244 amino acids)
Source: RefSeq, a predicted model, not a curated record